This is a messenger RNA of Malaya genurostris, 2591 nucleotides long. RefSeq names its product polyribonucleotide nucleotidyltransferase 1, mitochondrial (gene PNPase). Gene Ontology annotation, molecular function: RNA binding; polyribonucleotide nucleotidyltransferase activity; 3'-5'-RNA exonuclease activity. The transcript is spliced from 4 exons. Gene Ontology annotation, cellular component: mitochondrion; cytosol. Gene Ontology annotation, biological process: mitochondrial RNA 3'-end processing; mitochondrial mRNA catabolic process. The record is from RefSeq and is a predicted model, not a curated record. Lineage: Eukaryota; Metazoa; Arthropoda; Insecta; Diptera; Culicidae. Bases 124 to 2472 code for a protein of 782 amino acids.
AGUUGUGACAGCCGGUUCGCGUAAUCACACUGCACAUUUUUCAGAAUCGAGCAUAAUCAGUUGAUUUGGUGAUUAUUAUAAAAUUUCAAUGAAUUUAUUUUCGUAGUUAUUUUUACGUAAAUAAUGUUACGGCUUGUAUGCAGAAACCGGGAUGGUAUACAAGUAUUAUCUGAUAUACUUCCCAUCUUACACCGAUCGUUCAGUUCUACGCUUGAGACACCGGAUAUUGAUGUACCUCUUAGUACUGGUCGUGUAGUUCGCAUAUCCUCGGGUAAAUAUGCCCGUUUCGCAGAUGGUUGCUCCGUUGUCACCAUCGGCGAUACAGCUGUGAUGGUAACGGCUGUGUCCCGAGCCAAAUCAACUAGCUCAAACAGUUCGUUUCUGCCGUUAGUUGUUGACUACCGUCAGAAGGCAGCAGCUGCCGGUAGAAUUCCCACAAAUUUUCUACGUCGAGAGUUAGGGCCAUCGGAGAAAGAGAUUUUGGCAGCUCGUUUGGUGGACCGGUCUGUAAGACCCUUGUUCCCAAUAGAGUUUAGAAGCGAUACUCAACUGGUGUGUAACAUGUUGGCCAUUGAUUCUAGUAACCUACCGGAUGUUCAAGCCAUUAAUGCCGCAUCGGCUGCGCUGAGUCUUAGCGAUAUUCCUUGGAAUGGGCCGAUUGGGGCAGUCCGAGUUGGGCUGGUUGACAACGAGGUAAUUAUCAAUCCUACCAGGAAGGAAUUACAACUUUCCUCACUGGAUUUGGUAGUGACUGCGACGAAACAUAAUUUGGUCGUGAUGUUGGAAGGUCGAGGCAAUAUUGUGAAUGAAAAUGAGCUCAGAAUGGCGAUUAAAAAGGCUACCAAAGAAACUCAGCUGAUUAUCAAUGGGAUUGAGCGGCUUCAGAAGUCAUUUGGAAAAGCGAAAAAAACAAUGGAACCUUUGCCGCAGGCGGAACAGGAAAUCGAGACGGCCGUUAGGACUAUGUCCGAGAUGCGAUUGCGUGAAAUUUUUAAUGAUUUCUCGCAUGAUAAAUUCAGCCGAGAUAAUGCGGUAACCAAUACCAGAAUUGAUACGAUCGACAAGGUGUGGUCCAGUUAUCCCAGCUCAGAUCCGGCGUUGAUUACCGAGUGUUUCAAUCGGUUCUGUAAGAUCGUUUUUCGAGAAAUGGUGUUCGAAGAGAAUCGAAGAUGUGAUGGGCGGAAUCUGGAUGAUUUGAGAAAAAUAUCGUGUUCCGUGAACCUACAUAAGCCAUUACAUGGGUCAGCACUUUUCCAGCGUGGUCAAACUCAGGUGUUUGCAACAGUUGCUUUAGAUUCGCCGGAAAGUGCUCUCAAGCUGGAUCCAAUUACCUCGUUAGAUACGGGUGUGAAAUCGAAAAACUUUUUCCUGCACUAUGAGUUUCCACCGUAUGCAACCGGUGAAACUGGUAAGAUUGGACCGGUAGGUCGGCGGGAAAUCGGUCAUGGAGCCCUUGCCGAGAAAGGUCUUCUACCCAUUAUUCCAAACGAUCAUCCUUUCACGAUUCGACUUACCUCAGAGGUGCUGGAAUCGAACGGGUCUAGUUCGAUGGCGACGGUUUGUGCAGGAUCGAUGGCUCUAAUGGACGCUGGCAUUCCCGUGCAUGAAGCUGCCGCUGGUGUAGCAAUUGGGUUAAUGACAAAGUAUGAAAACGAUGAUACUAAACAUUUGCACGAUUAUCGAAUAUUAACGGAUCUGUUGGGAAUCGAGGAUUACAUGGGUGAUAUGGACAUGAAGGUUGCUGGUACUCGGAAAGGAAUGACGGCGAUUCAAGCUGAUAUUAAAAUUCCUGGAAUACCACUGAAGGUUGUUAUGGAAUCACUCCAGAAAGCGAUGGAAGCCCGUUUCAAAAUUCUAGACCUAAUGGAAAACACCAUCGGAAUGGCUAGAACGAUACGAAAAGACUGUUGGCCUGUGACGGAUCGGUUGCAAAUUGAACCACAUCAGCGUUCCAAACUUGUCGGUCCAGGUGGAGUCAACCUCCGUCGGCUCUAUCUGGAAACGGGCGUUCAACUGACACAAGAGGAUGAAAACAAUUUCCGGAUAUUUGCACCAUCGGAGGCGGCCAUGCAUGAAGCAAAAGAAUACCUCGAGAACUUGAUGAAGGUGGAUAGAGUGCCGGACCUUGAAUUUGGGUCGAUUUAUACUGCCAAAAUAGUGGAAUUGUUAGAUACCGGAGUUAUGGUGAAAUUAUAUCCGUCAAUGCCUCCGGCUUUACUGCACAAUUCGCAGUUGGAUCAGCGCAAGAUCGCCCAUCCAUCCGUUCUGGGUUUCGAAGUUGGUACGGAAAUACAAGUCAAAUAUUUCGGCCGGGAUCCGGUGUCCGGUUAUAUGCGUCUCUCGCGAAAAGUACUGCAAGGACCGGCAACCAAUUUAGUGCGUAAUUUAGACCGCUCGGGGCUCGCUGCUGGCAAUUCUCAACCCGUUCCUACAAGCAAUUCCAAUGACGGUACCGUUGGUGGAAAAUUGUAGCUUUAUUAGCAAAAUUAGAAAUUCAGAGACGUCGGUGCUUAAAACUAUACAAAAACUCUUUGUAAAUAUGCCUACAUUGUUUUAGGCCUAGGAAAUAAAACAGUGAACAAUCUAGCUAA